Molecule: messenger RNA, 999 nt
Organism: Fusarium poae
Lineage: Eukaryota; Fungi; Ascomycota; Sordariomycetes; Hypocreales; Nectriaceae
Exons: 6
Coding region: 1-999 (332 amino acids)
Source: RefSeq, a predicted model, not a curated record
AUGCGAGGUCUGAUUUUCGUAUUGCUAGCAUUCCAAAUUUACUUCACUUUUGUUUCUUCCAACCCUGCGCCGGCCCAGGCCGUCAAAUCUUCAAUUUUAAAUGACACUGCUUUGUUAGUGCCAGAAUACAUAGCACGGCAUGCACCUCUUGUUUAUCUUCAUUCAGAUGAUCCAUUUCUGCCAGCUGACAUCCUCACUCACAUCCGACAUACAACGCCUAUGAUCGAUCGCAAGCCCGUCGCUGAUCUACCAGAACUCGACCUUGAUAACUUGGACAUUCUCAAUGAUAUCUCUGUUCAUGGCGAUCAGGUCGUCGCACUGACUUCCAACGACAACGUAACAACAUUACCAUCAUGGCUUCUCGGUGAGGCCCCUGAUGAUAAUGGCAGGAUAGCCAACUCUACGCCAUGUAUUGUUCUACUUGUCGAGAGGAGUCAACGCGAUGUUGAUGCUUAUUUCUUUUAUUUCUACUCUUAUGAUCAAGGCGCAAAUAUUACGCAGGUGUUGCCACCAUUGAAUAGUCUGGCUGGAGGUAUGGCUGAUGGGAUGCAUUACGGCGAUCAUGUUGGUGACUGGGAACAUAACCUCGUUCGGUUCCGCGACGGAAAGCCUACUGGAAUUUAUUACAGCCAACAUUCAAGCGGCGCAGCGUAUAAUUGGAACGAAGAAGGACUGUCACUCAGAAAUGAUCGGCCUCUUGUGUUCAGUGCUUGGGGUUCACACGCCAACUACGCAUCUUCAGGUGAUCAUGUUCACGACAAAGCCCUCUACGACUGGUGCGAUGCCGGGAAACUCUGGGAUCCCGUCCUGUCGGCGUACUUCUACCACAUGGAUCCCACGACGUUCAAACUAACGCGCCUGUCACCUCCCGGAUCAAUUUCACCUCCGACGACAAACUACACCUCAUUCUUUUACUUCACUGGCAUAUGGGGCGACGAAGAAUACCCAGAGAAUCAUCCCAAUCAGAGAAAGGUUCCUUACUUCGGUCUCAAGCGCUGA